Topomyia yanbarensis is the source of this 1720-nucleotide messenger RNA. RefSeq lists its product as uncharacterized. The coding region runs from base 663 to 1316 and encodes 217 amino acids. The transcript is spliced from 2 exons. The record is from RefSeq and is a predicted model, not a curated record. NCBI's taxonomy places the organism in Eukaryota, Metazoa, Arthropoda, Insecta, Diptera, Culicidae.
AGGAAAGUGAUAAGAGAAGAGAAGACAAUCGCGUAGCCAAUUUGAUCCAGUCCUAACCUCAAUAUUGAACCAGCUUCUGAUUGGUGGUUUUGCCAGUCAGCGUUCAUAAUAUUUUCAAACGGGAUGAAAAACAGUGCUGCUGAAUUUAUUUUGGCUACUUUUCAUACACAUGAACAUUUCAUGCAAAUUGAAUAAAUACCCUGAAUGACGAUAUAACUACGUGUAUUGUUAAGAGAGACACAAACAUAAAAUUCAAUUUUUAAAUGCAGCUAGUAUUGUGAAUUUUUGACAGAGAGUUGAUAUUUGAUGUACAAUUAUUUUCAGCAAUUGUGAAAAACUUGCAAAUGGAAUCUGGCAACGAUGGAUGCUUGUUGUCUUUGGAAUGACGACAGGGCCUGGUAGAUAAAAUUAAGAAGAGCAAGCAGCCUGUUGUCGUCUCUUCUCUUAGCGUAAAAUUAGGACUGGGAUUCGAAGUGAUGACAAAUACCAAACAAGCAACCUAUGCACCAUCAGUUGCAUUUUUCGGAAGAAGGAAAAAAUGAGUGGGUUUUAGCAUGUAAGCGACGGUUCGCGCACGGAAAAGUCAGAAAACGAGAUUGACCAGCUAGGCGGAAUCGAAGAGCGACAGCAGAUGAUCCCGGAAAAUACAUCAACAUUGCAACAUGAAUCAACAGCCUAGUCAGAAUGAUGCAGGAAAGGAACGAAAAGCGGAAUGGCUCUCAGGGUCAUGGCCACUGCAACCAUUCGACGAUUCAUUAACGAAUAAUAAGCGUAAAGCGGAAUGGAUCCGAUUUCGUGAUCAAUGCGAACGCAUCGUUUCUUGCAAGGCGCCUGUGGAUUCCAUCACGAAGCUAACCGGGUUAAAAAAUUUUGCGGGAAACUACUUAUUGACUAUAAUUGAAAUGCAAGAGAAACUUGUUCCGGGGGGUUCGGAAGACAUCUACAAAGCAACUCUCACAGCUCUUAAUAACUAUUUUAAUCAAACUUGCGACACGACGAAAGAGCGAAUGAAAUUCCGCGAACUGCAAAUGAAAAUGACAGAACCGUUUUCUGAUUGGGUGUUACGCUUGGGAACUCAAGCAAAAUUCUGCGAUUUCGGUGAGCUACAGCAACGGGAAGAAGAGUUCAUUCAAGCGUUGUUGAGAAGAUCGAUUCCAAUGAUCUCAGAAAAGUUAUAUGAGAUAUCCAGUAUCUUCAACAAUAACUUGGAGAAAAUCAUUAAUCAUGGAAAUCAUCUUGAUUUUAUCAGAUCGGAAGCUCAGGAAGCAACGUCAACAAAAGUGACAGGUAUGCUAGUGAAACAGCAGUCGAGGUGAAACCGUUGAAUGCUUUGCAUUUUCAUAAGCCAAGAUCCGCCCAAAAUCGUUACGAACCCUAUCGUAAUUUUCGUUCUGAGCGCGAACGAUCUGGUUUGCGACAUCGCACGUGGAAUCCACAAACGCAUAUCGUGCACGGCAGGGAUGCUGUAUUUAAUUGUUCGAAAUGUGGUCGAACUCAUGGACCAAAACAUUGCAGAGCUUUUCGUGUAAAAUGUUUCGGAUGUGGGAAAUUAGGUCAUUACGCCGAGUUUUGCCGAUCUUCAAAUAACAAUGGUACACACCACAGAAUCCAGACUUAUGCCGAUCACCCUGAAAAAGUAAAAAAUGAAGCUGGCAGAAUCAACCAGGUAGAUAGUGAGCAAUCAUAAGAUAUUUAGAUAGGUUCAAGUAGAGAAAAUUAA